AAAAUAUUUAAAAAUUAAAGAUAAAUUUUUUGAGAUGCUACAUUUAUGAUAGUAAUAAUAAAACAUCACUUCAUCUAACAUUCUGCAACUUGUUAUAAAAAGUAUACAUAUAUGAUAUUUUCCCCUAAAACGUAGAAAUUGUUAGCAAUGAAAAUAAAUCUUAGGUUAGAGUGAAAUAUUGCACAGUAUAUGUGGUGUAGAAAUUCUGCAUUUAUUUAUCGUCGUUCAUGUAGUACAUUAAAUUUUAAUACGUUAAAUUCUAGUAUUUGAUCUAUAAGUUUGCAAUACUAUCUUUAUAAGUUCAAACAUACAAUUUAUGAGGAAAUAUAUUAGGAAAUAUAAACAUCACAUUUCAAGAGAUAUAAAUGUUUAACAAAAUUUUUUUAAACAAACAGUUGAAAAUUUAUAAAAAAAAGUAAGAACUUAACCAGAAAAUUAUUGAUAACAUUGAUAACAUUGAAGUUAUGCAUCAUUUAUUUAAAAGUGAAAGUAAGAACAUUGUAUUUUGAAUGAGAGAAAACUUUUAUGAAAAAUAAGAGAGCUUCUAUUUUUAUUUUGAUAUAGUAUUUUAUAAUAGCCAAUUUUUAUAAAAAUAUAGGAUAAUAUUACUUUAAUAUGCUAUAUUUUUAUAAAAUACUUUAAAAAACAAUAGUUUAAAAUAUAAUAACAAUGUGAAUCUAAAUUACUAAUUUUAUGAACAUUUCUCUGAUGCAUAUAUAAAUAUAUUAUAUUAAUAAGGGAAGAUAAAAUUUUUAUAAAUCUGAUGUGAAAAAAUCUUAUGUGGAUUUAUAUAUAUAUAAUCAGCAAUGUCGAAACAUUGUGACAUAUGCUCAAUGCAUUUCCAAGAUGAUUAUGCCUUGCGAGGUCAUCUUGCAGGUAAAAAACAUUUGAAAGAACUAGAACGAUUCGAAGUUGUGGAAAGAUCAAUUGUUGUCUCGCCAUUACCAAAAUUUAUUCCUACUCAUAGACUUAUUAAUUUUUUUCAACAAUAUGGUACAAUUAAAAGGCAUCAGUUUGGCCCAAAUUAUCUCAUAGUUGAGUUUUGUGACAAAUCUGAAAAGAUCCAAAUCAGAAAAACGAAAUAGUCCCACAGAAAAUACAGAUUCUAUAAGUUAUGAUAACAUAAAACAUAUAUUUCAAGAAAAAACUACAUUUGAUAAUCAGUUAAUUAUAUUUUUAAAUGCAAUACAACUUAGCGAUGCUGAAAUAGAAACAAGAUAUGAAUCUGUUUGUACACAAUUGGACAAAAUAUUCAAAGUAGUAUUUCCAAAAUGUAAAACAUACAGAUUUGGUUCAACUCAAACAGGAUUAGGUUUUAAAGAAUGUGAUUUAGAUAUAUAUAUGGAUAUUGGCGAACCAAUAAAUGAAAAUAAAAGUACUUCAGAUUCAUGGACUAUGCAUAAGAUUUUUAAAGAAGUAAAAAGAAUCAUGUAUCGAAUGAACUGUGUUUUUUCUAACAUAAUAUCAAUUCCAAAAGCUAAAACUCCUAUUAUAAAAUUUUAUUAUGUUAGGACAAAUGUUUCUUGUGACAUUUCAUUCAAAAAUAGUUUGGGUAUAUAUAAAAGUCAUUUGAUAAAAUAUUGCAUAUCUCUUGAUAGUAGGCUAAGACCAUUAAUGAUGAUUAUUAAAUAUUGGGCACGACAUUUUAAAACAUCGAGUGGACAGAAAAUAUCCAAUUAUGCUUUGGUAUUAUUAAUUAUAUUUUAUUUACAACAACCAUCUGUUAAUAUUAUUCCACCUUUAAUGAUACUACAAAAUACAUGUCAACCACGAAUUAUAAAUGGAUGGCAAGCUAAUUUUGAUGAAAAUGGAGUAUUGCCACCGAUUACAAAUAAAAAUAGUAUUUCGGAACUUCUUCAUGGUUUUUUCUUUUUUUAUGCAACUUUUGAAUUUAAAUCGCAAAUAAUAUGUCCAAUAGAUGGAAUGGUACAUACAGAAUCAGAAUUUAAAGAUAUAGAAAAUUUACCAUCAUGUAUGGAUAGAUAUAAAGUAUGCGUAAAAGAAGAUGAAAAUCUUAAACUAAAUGUUAAUAAACCAAUGUGUGUACAAGAUCCUAUAGAAUUAAAUCAUAACGUUACAGCAGGCACGCAAUUUUCUACAUUGGAUUCUGUUGUAAGAUAUUGUGCAAUUGGUGCAGAAAUUUGCGCUAUGUCUAGCAAAAAUGACUAUAGAGAUUUAAUGAAAACUUUGCUUACUACAGCUCUGCCAAAAGGUAAAUUUAAUGUUACAGUUUCUGCAAAUCAAUUUCAUGGAUCAAACAGUAUGGAAACAUGUAUAGACAUUACAGAAAAAACGAAAUUUUUAAAACGUGAUUGGCAUUCUAUUGUCUUUAAUAUAGUAAAAGAUAUUUUUGAAAAAGUUUUUAAAGUACAAGUUGAAGUAUUGCCAGCUGAAACAGGAGCAAAACAGCAAAAGAUUGAAAUAUUAUCAGAUGUGCAUAUAGAGAAGCAGCAGAAUAUCAUACUUCAUUGUACUGGGUCUCAUUGUGUAUGGCGCAAUAGACGAAUUAAUAGUAUUGUUCUAGAUCCCAGUUUGACUUGUUUACAAAAGGAAGCUCUUAUGUCUCAGCAAAUAAUAGAAAAUUGCAAUAAAGAAAGAGGAAUAAAUAAAAUAAAUUUAGAUUUCAUAUGUAUAUUUAAAAAGAAAGAUCCUUUAAAAGUUAUAUUAACUGUAAGUAAUAAAAAUUGUGAUGAUCAUGUUUUUCAAGAAUUUGCAUGUUUUGCUAGAGAUAAGUUAAUUGAGAUCAUAAAACGAACAUUGAUACACAUGCAACAAUUCAGCAAAUCUUAAUAUUAAUCUCCAUAUGUAUAAAAAUUGAAUGCACAUAUUAAAUUCUGGACCAAGAACAUGUAGUUUUGGAAGACACUUCUAUUUGUAUCAUAAUAUUCCAUUUAUAUAAUUUCUAUGUAUUGAUAUAUAUUAUAGAUCGUUUUUUAAAUAUAGAUAUUUAAUUUAAUAGAAAAUCAAAACCAAAUUUAAAUAAACUCUGAAUUAUUUAUUUCAAAUAUUCUUUUUAUUAAUAAAUAGGGCUUUCAUACUGUACAGAAUUAUUUAUUAAUUAUUAAAUAUAUUUCAGUAGCUGAUAAUCAUCUAGUAACAGAAUUGGUAAUAUAACUUAGAUAAAAUGAUUCUAUUAAUCGAAAGAUUUGUAAUGUUUGUACUGUAUUAACAUAAGUAUUAUGUAUAUUAAUAUAAAUAUAAAAAUUUUAUGUUGCUUGAACAAUUUGCACUCCUUACAGUAUUUUCAAAAACUGAUUAUAUUUAAAAUUAAUAUAUCAUAUGCAAGUAAAAAGGACUUAAAAAAAAAUCUGAGUUUCAUUUUCUUAUUAUAAUUUCUGUAGCGCAAUUUAUAGUACUUAUAUGAAUAUAUAAGUUAAUCAAUUAUAUGUAUUAUUAAUUUUAAUAAACGUAUUCUUAAUAUUAUAUAUGGAUUUAGAUAAUUCUUAAAAUUUAAAUAUCUACUUUUAUCAAC
Heterotrigona itama is the source of this 3472-nucleotide messenger RNA. Lineage: Eukaryota; Metazoa; Arthropoda; Insecta; Hymenoptera; Apidae. The record is from the annotation of a GenBank genome assembly.